Messenger RNA from Hydra vulgaris (swiftwater hydra), 1235 nucleotides. RefSeq lists its product as uncharacterized. NCBI's taxonomy places the organism in Eukaryota, Metazoa, Cnidaria, Hydrozoa, Anthoathecata, Hydridae. The record is from RefSeq and is a predicted model, not a curated record.
GUUUAAGCUGACAUUUUAAAAACACAGUAAAAUGUUUAUAACACAGUGAAAUGUUUAUAAUGUACUUUUGAAUGAAUAUCAAGCUCAAAAAUUUGACAUUUCAACUUCUAAUUGCUUUAAAAGUGGAAUACUGUAAUUACGAGCUUUCUGUGUAAGAAAACAAAAUUUCAUUCAAGUUCAACGACAUUCUGAAGUGAAAAAUACAAUGCUCAGAAAAUUGUAAUAUCUGCGAUGCUCGGCGAAAAAUCAACUUUACAAAUAUUAUGCAAGCUAAUUGUAGAAUGGAAUUCUAUUCAAAAGCAUUUUCGAGAUAACACGAGACAGCUAAUUCUUUGCACAAUAUUGAGUAUUACCUCCGGAUUUGUCCUUCUUAUUGCAUACUUUUUGAUUUAUAUUUGCUGUUUAAAGCUUCACAAAAAUCGAUAUUCUCGUUAUGUUUGUACAAAUGUACAAGAUAAAAGAGAAGCUUGUGAAAUUGAGGAUGGGGCACAAACUAAAUUAAUGAUUGUUUCAGCGCCAGUUAUUCAACCAAUUGACACAAAUGUUAAAACUGUAGUUAUUGAUAGGAGUGAUUCGCAAACCUUUCAAAAUAUUGAAACAGAAACAUUUGUGAAUAGCAAGACUAAAAAUAAGAAAAGCGAAUGCACUUUGAUUAGCGCAAUUAGACGAAGCCAUUCAAUUGAUGAAGGAACGCAAACAGAUCAUGAAGAAACCGAGUUACUAGAAUCGCAGAAUAAUAUUUCGGCAGAAGAACAACUAGAAUUAAGCUAUUUAGUUGAAACAAUGAACUUCUAUAAUAAUCGUUUAAGCAACGACUUUAAUUUUGAUUUCAAAAAUAGUUUCAAAUCAAGCGAGCGUGAUUUUUAUUCUUGGGAAAACACAGUUGAACCUUUGCUAUCUUCAAUAAAUGAACCUUUGCGAUCUACAAAAACAAAUAAAGGUUCAUCAAAUUUUACUUCAAAUUUAGUUAGUGAAAAUUUUAAUUACGCAAUAUCUUGUCAAAAUCAAACAAAAGGCGAUGACUCAUAUUCUCCUAACUCAAUUUUCAACGGAGAUUUAUUAGUAACUAAUGAAGAGAAAGCAAAAAAAAGAAGAGGAGAUGGUUUUUCUUUUAUAAGAUAAGAAAAAUUAGUUUGCAAAACUGAAAAAGCUUAAAACAAUACGCACACACACACACACACACACACACACACACACACACACACACACACACACACACACACACAUUCAGAAUA